AUUUCUGCAAACACACGGUCAGCUGUGUCAUAAUAAUAGGAAAGAUACGUCGUGCAGCUGCUGGAGACAUGCUCAGUGUCAGCGAUCCUACAGCCAAGAGUGACGCGCUGUAGUACAGCUCGGUUCAUACUGGGUGGAGCCCAUCAGUCUCCAGCAACAGGUUCAAACACACUGAAGACAGCACUGACAGGAGGAUAGGAUAGAGGAUAAUUUGCCAUGGAAUCUUCACUGAAGAGUCUGGUUGAUGAUGAUAGCAGGUACCAGAAAGCCUUCCAUCUUUUUCUGGAGCGCUCCUCUGAGCAUCAGUGUAUGCGGGACUUCAUCCACAAUAUGCUGCCAGAUAUACUGGCCAGCAUUGGAGAUGGAAAGCGCCAUCUAAAUGUCAUUGGAGUUGGGAGUGGAGCUGGUGAGAUUGACCUUGAGAUGCUCUCCGAGCUCCGUCUGAAGCACCCAGGGGUGACUGUGGAUAACGAGGUGGUGGAACCAAGCAGCACACAGCUUCAUAAAUACAGAGUUUUGGUGUCACAGAAACCAGAUUUAGAUUACAUCAAAUUCACCUGGAACAAGAUGACUUCCUCUGAGUUUGAGGAGCACUGGAGAGUGAAAAAGAUGACUAAGAAGGCUGACUUCAUUCACAUGAUACAGAUGCUGUACUAUGUGAAGGAUCCUGGAGCUACCAUCAGCUUCUUCCAAAGUCUCCUUGACAAGAAUGCGAAGCUUCUUAUCAUUUUGGUGUCUGGUGAGAGCGGCUGGGGAAAGCUGUGGCGGACCUACAGGAACCAGCUCUGCAACACAGAAAUAAGUCAGUGUGUAACCACAGGAGACAUAAAAAUCUUCCUGGACUCCAAGGGAGUGAGGUACCAGAGCUACGAGCUGCCAUCUCAAAUGGAUAUCACCGAGUGUUUCACUGAGGGGGAUGAGAAGGGAGAGCUGCUGCUUGAUUUUCUCACUGAGGUGCAGGACUUCAGUAAGACAGCCCCACCUGAGCUGAAAGCUGGUGUCUUGGAGUUACUUCGGCACCCAGACUGCAGUGUGGAGUCCAACAACAAAGUUAUCUUCAACAACAACCUUGGAGUGAUAGUCAUAGAUGAUCAGCUCACUUAAAAACAAGCAGUUUAUAUAAGAAAUAUGAAAUUAGCCACAGAUGAUCAGCUCACUUAAAAACAAGCAGUUAAUAUAAGAAAUAUGAAAUUAGCCACAGAUCAAUAACAUACUUGAAUUAUUUUUAAAUUGAGUGAUUGUUAAAAUUCUCUACUGUGAUUACAUGUUUUUUUUUCUUUUUUCUACCAACAUUUUCCAUUGAUACCAGUAGUAGUUAAUUCUUUUAUGUGCCUGUGCAGAAAGAAAAUGGCUUGACUGCAAUUUUUAUCCAAACACAUUUGUUUUGUUGUCAUGAAAUCCCAAAUUUUCCCAGAAAAUGUUAAGAUCAGAGUUUUAAUCAGCGUCAAACGUCAGACCUCAGAUUCCACCAUGAUGGCAUUUUUAAUGGGCUACAGCUGGCAGACUAUGUUACAAACGCCAUUACACCAUUGCUCCCAUUGGAUCAUAUUACUGUGGACGUAUGAAAAUAAAUGGAAAAUUGAACAUUUAAUUUACCAUGCAGAUUGAGCUGUUAAGUUUAGAUGAGAUGGACACUCCUGUGGGAGUGUUUGAAUUUUGUCUUUGAUUGUGAAUGUAAUACAUUGAAAUGAUUGCAGAUUUCACUAACAUUAAUGAGAAAUGAUUGGACAAAUUAAAACCAGGACCUUUUUAUGCUUGCCUUUCUCGUUUGCAUUGUAGCUGUUGUAAAAUGAACGUGGCAUUUUGUAAUAUAAUUAUUUAAUCCAGUCCAAUUUCCAUGUUAUCAUUGCUAAACCUUUCAUUGUGAAAAUACACAAAUUACAUUU
This is a messenger RNA of Epinephelus moara (kelp grouper), 1886 nucleotides long. Its product is annotated as histamine N-methyltransferase-like. The transcript is spliced from 7 exons. Gene Ontology annotation, molecular function: N-methyltransferase activity. Lineage: Eukaryota; Metazoa; Chordata; Actinopteri; Perciformes; Serranidae. The record is from RefSeq and is a predicted model, not a curated record. The coding region runs from base 217 to 1104 and encodes 295 amino acids.